Mixia osmundae IAM 14324 is the source of this 470-nucleotide messenger RNA. RefSeq lists its product as uncharacterized. Gene Ontology annotation, molecular function: metal ion binding. Gene Ontology annotation, biological process: protein histidyl modification to diphthamide. The coding region runs from base 21 to 332 and encodes 103 amino acids. The transcript has 4 exons. NCBI's taxonomy places the organism in Eukaryota, Fungi, Basidiomycota, Mixiomycetes, Mixiales, Mixiaceae. The record is from RefSeq and is a predicted model, not a curated record.
GGCCGGCAGAGGGAGUGACGAUGGUCUCGUACUAUGAUGAGAUUGAGAUCGAGGACAUGGUCUGGGACGACGACAGACGAGUCUACCACUACCCUUGUCCCUGCGGCGACCGAUUCGAGAUCUCAAAGAGACAACUCGCUGCUGCCGAGGAAGUAGCGACCUGUCCGUCUUGCUCGUUGCUCAUACGGGUCAUCUACGAUUAUAUGGACUAUGAAGACUACGAGAGCGAUGACGACGCAGGCACGCUCGUCGGUCAAGAGCAAACUGCUUCAGUGAAAGCGGCUGACAAGCACGACAACCUCACUGCAUCACUGCCUGCUAUUAUCGUCUGAAUGUCAGAGUCGAUCAGCAUCCGGAAAUUACAUAAGGUCCCGCCGAAAUAGCCUCUGUCAGCUUGGAGCACGAUCUCAGUAUCCAGCCUAGCAUCUAGCAGAAGAAUUGGGCAGCUCCGCAGGGCUCGCUCGACUGCA